GCAGGCCCCUCACGGAGGGAGAGCGCGCGAGGAGAAGGCGCGAGGGGAGGCGGAGUCCGGCGCUUGGGCCUAGCCGCCUCCCUCAGCCAUGGCGCGCUUCGGCGCGGGCUUUGCCUACGACGACGACGGUGAAAGCCUGGCCGCCGGAGCCGGAACAGCAGGAGCCGGAGUCGGGGGACUGGGAGGCUUCGGCGGGGGCGACCGGCUGGCCCGUCAGCAGGAGCGCCACUACCAGCUCCUCUCCGAGCUGCAGGCCCUCGUCAAGGACCUGCCCAGUUCUUCCCAGCAGAGGCUGUCAUAUACCAUUCUCAGUGACCUGGCCCUGGCGCUCAUUGAUGGGACGGUCUUCGAGAUCGUCCAGGGCCUGCUCGACAUCCAGCACCUGAUGGAAAGAAACCUCUACAACCAGCGGCUCAAGCUCCACAACGAGCACCGAGUUCUCAAGCAGGAGAUGCUGUAUAAGCACAAAGAAGCCCAGCAAGGCUGCAAGCCUCACAACUUGCCUCUUCUCAAAGCAGCUCAGCAGAGGGAGCUGGAGGCCAUGGAGCAGCGGAUUCAUGAUGAGCAGCAGAUGAUGGACGAGAAGAUUGUCCUGGAACUGGAUCAGAAAGUUGUUGACCAGCAGAACACGCUGGAGAAAGCUGGCGUCUCUGGCUUUUAUAUCACAACAAACCCGCAGGAGCUGACUCUCCAGAUGAAUCUGCUGGAGCUGAUCCGAAAACUGCAGCAAAAGGAAUCUCAAUCAAGAAAGCCUUUCUCUUGAGCAAAGGACACAAGGGCACAAUAACUGCUCUUCCUCCCUCUCCCUCUUUUCUAGCCACGAUCCUCUGUGGGAGUGGUGCUGAACAAGAUUACUCAGUAUUUAUAUAUAGGCUGGCACAGCCAGUUCCCUUGCCAGACCUCAAAAGAAAAGAGGCUCCGUGGGGUGGGGGAGGAGAGUUGCCCCCUUUUCAGUGUGGGGUGGAAGCCCCAAAGUUCGGUUUGACUUUGUGUUUAUUUAUUAUCUUGUUUUUUAAAAAAUAUAUAUGCGCACACACAACACACACAUAUAGCUGUUGUGGAUUUUCCAUUUAUCUCAAGGUUGUUGUUUUACAAUGCUGACCAAGGAAUUCUGAGCUCGAAAGAAGGCAGCAGCAUUAGUUUCUCCCCACCCACUCAGUUUUGGGGUGAUGACAGGGUGGAGAUACUGGACCUGUGGUUCAGAGUGCUUACCAGGGGGUUAAUAGUCUGGCUCGGGGAAGGCCAUCAAGUGUCCACUCCUUCAGCAAGGCUACACCUCUUUAUUGCAACAGUGGAAUUUUAUUUUUGAGAUUCUUUAAUGGGUCGGCAUGUCCACCCUGAAGGGGGCUGUCUAUGCUGCCAGACAGGAGGUCAGCUUUGCAGGAUAAUUUCUCAGUGUUUGAUUGGACACCGCUGGAGCAGGGUUUCUUUGAGAAGGCCCUGUCAGUACCAGCCAGGAAGCACCAACAGCUGGACAUCCCCUACUGGUCAUCAACCAGAGAUGGCUGAUAUUUAGGAAAAUGCUUUUUGUCUUUGACUGGAGGGGUGUUGUAUCUUAAACGGAGAAAUUAGCUCAGCCAAGCCCCUUCUGCUGUUAGUUUGGGAGUUUUCAGGACCUCUAUUGAGAAUUAUAGAUGUUAUAAAGAUUUACAUAGUAAACAUUUUUUUAGCCAAAGCUCAGGACGGAAAUAACAACAACAAUAAUAAUUUGUUUUUUAUACCUUGCCCAUCUGGCUGGGUUUCCCCAGCCACUCUGGGCGGCUCCCAACAUAAUAUUAAAAACACAAUAAAACAUCAAACAUUAAAAACUUCCCUAAAUUUAGAAGAUGUCUUCUAAAAGUCAGAUAGUUGUUUAUUUCCUUGACAUCUGAUGGGAGGGCGUUCCAUAGGGCAGGCGCCACUACUAAGAAGACCCUCUGCCUAGUCUAGUGCCAGGGAAUGUUUGGUAAAUCUUAGAUGUGCUUUAUCUACAAUUUUGGUUCUGUACCACUUAAGAGAAUUACUUGGCUAAGCAAAUCAAUAAAUAGAAGAAUUGUUCCCUUUGUGCCAGGGUAGGUAACAACACCUUAGUCUCAUCCAGUUUUUUGGGUUCCUCUAGGGAGCUCACGGGUGGGAUGUGUAGAUGAUCUCCCCCCGUUUGCAGCCAACAUUGUGAGGUAGACUGCCUUUGAAUGUGGGGGCACCAUUUAAUUAGGAAGACUAAUAUACAUUGAUAGAUCCUCUUCCAUGAAAUUGUCUAUUUGGGGGGGGGGUAAUUACACAGACAAAAGGAAAAUCUUCCCUAGCCAACAAUCUAUAGGCAUAUAUAAAGGAUUUAAAAAUAAACAAUUUGUAGAGACCACAGCAAUGCAAAGUUUAUUCAGCAAGUCCUACUAUCUCCAAAUAGGUCUUAAUCCAGUACUGUAUACAAAUUCAUCAAGUACAUUUGCUUCCAAACACAAAAUUCAUGCUAGACCAAACCAGAUACGGUAGCGCUGAUCAGCUAAAAAGCAUCAGUUUGCCAAGCAUGUUCUGACCUUUGCCAGACAUUUUGGAAUACAAUUCCCAUGUGAUGGCAGUUGCAGUCACCCAAACAUCGAGGAGACCAGGUUGGUUGUCAAAGGCUACCCUAAAAGCUGCUUUAAAAGCCAUCUUGCCACCUCCGGAGGAAAGGCAAUCUACCAUCCCACCUCCCAAACAUUGGUGGGGAUAACGGGGAAAUGCAGGCUGAGGCUCCAGGCUUACCUGAACUCAGCAGGGCUUACUCCUAAGUAGCCAAGCCUGAGUCCAUUUUGCCAGGGCGUGUUUAAAGAAAUCCAUACACCUCACAUACGUCCCAUAGGCAGUCUUAACCCUUGGUUACCAAAUGUCCCCGUUUCCUGGGGACAGCCCCUGGAUUUACAAAUCUGUCCCGUACAAAAUCCAUUGAAGGUGAAAAGUGUCCCCAGGUUCACUGAAAAAAAAUCUGGUAACCUUAACCACACCUCAGAAGUUAAGGCCUAGUGAAUUCAAUGGGGCUUACUCCCCAGGCAAUGAGAUCAGGAUUCUAACCAAGAAGGCUGUUUCAAAAACACAGCGUCAGGCCUGGCUCCCCCACCUCCCCUCCCACGCCAUUCCCCAGGGGAGCGGGCGAGAGAAAGCUCCACCGGUUGGAUUUCUGCCAUUUUAUCUGCAAACGAGACUCCCCGGGCAGAGUAGCAACCGCAGGUAGGGAGUUUGUCCUUGUUUUGGGGCUGGAGUGGGAUGGGCACCCUUUGCAGAGAGCCCCGCCCUGAGGGAUCUGCCCCCCUCCCUUUGCAGAGCACCCCCCUCCCCCCAAUA
This is a messenger RNA of Zootoca vivipara (common lizard), 3300 nucleotides long. RefSeq names its product DiGeorge syndrome critical region gene 6 (gene DGCR6). The record is from RefSeq and is a predicted model, not a curated record. NCBI's taxonomy places the organism in Eukaryota, Metazoa, Chordata, Lepidosauria, Squamata, Lacertidae.